Messenger RNA from Laccaria bicolor S238N-H82, 1791 nucleotides. RefSeq lists its product as uncharacterized. The record is from RefSeq and is a predicted model, not a curated record. The coding region runs from base 1 to 1791 and encodes 596 amino acids. Lineage: Eukaryota; Fungi; Basidiomycota; Agaricomycetes; Agaricales; Hydnangiaceae. The transcript is spliced from 5 exons.
AUGGACUACGACUCGCUAUCCCCCGUUCAGGGGCGAGGGGCGUCAGCCAUCGUCGCAACCUCAGCCCCAGUGUACAUCCCAGACCAAGACUACGAUGUCCCAGGUGAAGACGAAGGGUUCUGUGAUGUCCCAGACGAAAACGUCGAACCCACCGUUCUACCUGCAACCCUCGAACGCGCCGUUCAAGCUGCAGCCCUCGAACAUGCCGUCCAAGCCGCAGCCCUCGAACCCGCCAUCCAAAUUGCAGCCCUCCAAAGCGCUGUCCAAUUUGCUGCCCUCGAACCAUCCGUCCAAAUCGAAGCCCUCGAACCUGCGGUCUUAUCUGCAGCCCUCCAAGGCGCCGUUGAACGUGCAGCCCUCGAACCCGCGGCCCAAUUCACAGCCCUAGAACCCGAGGCCCGAUUGACAGCUAUUAAACGCGCCAUUUUAGCUGCAGCCCUCAAACCCGAUGUUCAAGCUGCAGCCUACAAACGCAUGGUCACUUUCGCAGACCUUAAACGCGCCGGCGAAGCCGCACGCAGAUAUGGAGGUGGAAAGCAAAAAGACAAAAUAGGCGGAGGUGGAGGAGUCAGCGGUGGAGGUGGAGGCGCAGGAGGCAACGGCGGAGGCGGAGGUGGAGGUGGAGCCCCACAAAUCCCACCACUCCAGCUACCCCAAGGUCCACCCCGGCAUUGGGAUUAUGGUGCCAUGAUCAAACGCGUUCACGCCGGCGUGAUGAUCGAACUGAGCACCAUCCCCCUUUAUCUCUACGCCAUGUAUAGCAUCAAGCCAACCAACCAAGCUGUCGCGUUGCAAGUCCGUGCUACUCUCAGAAGCGUUGUAGAGCAGGAAAUGCUCCAUCUCUCCUUGGCUGGCAAUCUUCUCUCUGCACUUGGAGGUUCUGUGGAACUGUACGAUCCUCGCGUCGUGCCUCAAUACCCUGGCCGCAUGUUAUAUGGCAAGAUCCCGAUGAUCUUGGAGGCGCUCAAGACUGAGAGUUUAGGCCGCUUUAUGGAAAUCGAGUCCGCGGCUGACGGUGGUGUAUUGUCGCCCAUGACCGAGCGUGAUGUCCUUGCUUCGCAGUACACCAGCAUUGGCGAACUCUACGAGGAUCUGAUCACAGGCGUCAGAGGUCUUCCCGACGAGAACUUUACAAAGAACCCGGGAGCACAGUUCUGCGGUAAUAGGUUUUUUGGCGAUCACCUAUUCGCUAUCAACAAUCAAUCCACUGCUCUCCGGGCACUGAGGACGAUCAUCGAGCAAGGGGAGGGAAAUCUUAGGGUUGACGAUUCCCACUAUGACGUCUUUUCCAAGCUUUAUUCGAGGCCGCAGGUGUGGGAUGUACAUCAAGUCCCGGACAACCCGAAGACUGUGGAUUAUUGGAAUAUAUAUCGGAAUAACUACGUUUACAGGCUUUCCCUCGCCUUCGACGCAGCCUAUUGCUACCUACUACAAACCAUCCAGCGGGUCUGGCACCCCCUCGAAAAAGCGCUCCACCCCGUCCUCUUCCGAAAUAUCCACGGCAUAAUGAGUAACCUACUCACACCCCUCGCCGAAAUCCUUGUUCAGCAGAAGUUGGGGGGUGAGAAUGUCGCUGCUCCGUGCUUCAACUAUUACGCGUUGACUACUGCGGCUGAUGGGAGUCUUGUGCCUAGUCCGAGGCCGUUGAGGCCCAAGUAUUUGUAUCGGGAGUUGAGGCUUAGAGUGAGGGAGGCGAUAUGUGCUGUUCCUGAAGAUGCACUGGAACAGCAGAGAGUUAGGCUGAAGACGAUCGAGCAUUAUGUUGGCGAGAACCUUCGCCCUGUUUGGUAG